Ipomoea triloba (trilobed morning glory) is the source of this 12150-nucleotide messenger RNA. Its product is annotated as serine/threonine-protein kinase SMG1-like. The record is from RefSeq and is a predicted model, not a curated record. Gene Ontology annotation, cellular component: nucleus. Lineage: Eukaryota; Viridiplantae; Streptophyta; Magnoliopsida; Solanales; Convolvulaceae. The coding region runs from base 205 to 11448 and encodes 3747 amino acids. Gene Ontology annotation, biological process: phosphorylation; nuclear-transcribed mRNA catabolic process, nonsense-mediated decay. The transcript is spliced from 17 exons. Gene Ontology annotation, molecular function: protein serine/threonine kinase activity; protein binding.
CUGUGCUAUAUCUGCUCUGCUUCUCCGGGGACUCCAAAACCAUUUCCAUUACGGAAUUUCCUCCUAAACAGCCGGCCGAUAACGCGAGAAUACACUACGUAUGUCUUCUCGAGCCGCCGGAAAACGAACAAAGGAUCAUUACGACACCUAUGUAGGGGGAGGUGCCGAUAAAUCACUGUGAUAUACUGUUUGUGAGACAAAGAGAUGAUGCAGGGGCUUCACCACCAGCAGCAGCAGUUAGCGGCACUCCUCGCGGCGGCGCUUCCUAAAGACGACACCUCCAAAUCAACACCACUACCGCCGCUGCCACAAACUCCGUCAUCGUCAACGCCGUCGUCAUCCGCUGCGACGACGUCCGAGGAGGACGAAUCCUCCCGAAUCGCCGCCCUAACCUCACUUCACCGCACCAUUCUCUACCCCCCUAACUCCCUCCUCGUCACUCACUCCGCCUCGUUUCUAGCUCAAGGCUUCUCUCAGCUCCUUUCCGACAAGUGCUAUUCUGUGCGUCACCCAGCGGCUACAGCUUAUGGUGCUUUGUGCGCUGUGCUUUGUUCUAUCUCCAUGGGCCCAAAUGGAAGGCAGAAUCAUGUUAUACUUGGAAGUUUGGUUGAUCGGUUCAUUGGCUGGGCAUUGCCGUUACUUGGCAACGUUGGAGAUGGUUCACUGGAUGUUGCUUUGGAAGGUCUUCGCGAGUUUCUUAGUAUAGGGGAUGUUGGAGCAGUUGAGAGAUUUGCUUUGCCAAUCCUCAAGGCUUGUCAAGAACUUCUGGAGGAUGAGAGGACCUCCUUCAAUUUACUUCGUAGACUACUUGAUGUUUUAACACUGAUCUCUUUGAAGUUUUUUAGAUGCUUCCAACCACAUUUUGUAGAUAUUGUCGAUCUGCUUCUUGGAUGGGUGCUGGUACCAGACCUUGCAGAUACUGAUAGGCGUGUUAUCAUGGAUAGUUUUUUGCAGUUUCAGAAAUACUGGGUGAAUAAUAUGCAGUUCUCUCUGGGACUGCUGUCAAAGUUCUUGGGAGACAUGGAUGUUUUGCUUCAGGAUGGAAGUCCUGGUACUUUGCAGCAGUUCCAAAGAUUACUUGCACUGCUGUCUUGUUUUUCUACUGUGUUACAGUCCAUGGCAUCAGGUUUACUGGAGAUUAACAUGCUUGAAAAAAUUAAUGAACCUCUUUGCAAAAUGGUGCCUAUUCUGUUGGGGUGCAUAUCUUUAAUUGGAAGGAAAUUUGGGUGGUCAAAAUGGAUAGAGGAUUCUUGGAAAUGCUUAACAUUAUUGGCAGAAAUUUUAAGGGAACACUUUUCACCUUUUUACAGCAUUGCAGUUGAUAUUUUGUUUCAAAGUUUGGAUAUGGAAGGUAAAGAGCAAUUUAUGGGGUCAAAGAAGCUAACUUCCUUUCAAGUUCAUGGGAUUCUUAAAACCAACUUACAAUUGCUGUCUUUGCAAAAGCUUGGUCUCUCCCCAUCCUCAGUUCACAAAAUCUUACAGUUUACUGCACCCAUAUCCAAGUUGCGUUUGCAUCCAAACCACUUAGUGACUGGAAGUUCUGCUGCUACAUAUAUCUUCUUGCUUCAACAUGGAAACAAUGAGGUUAUUGAAAUGGCUGUGAGUACAGUGCUUGAAGAGCUGGAGCCAUUGAAACAAGCACUUGGAGAAACUUUAAGUAGUGGGGACAUGAUCUGUAACACUGCUGUCCCUAAGUCUUACUCGAAAUCUGAAUUGGUUGCAUUAAUCAAAUUUGAUUUAAGGGUCUUGUCAAGUUGUGUUUCCUUGCCUGGGUGCAGCAGUUUUAUUGGACAAGGUGAAAUUGAUACUCUAUAUGUUAGUAGGUCAGAGAAAUUGAUUUCUUGUAUUAUUGACAGAUUGGACCCUUUUAACUCAACUAUCCAGAAUGAUGUGGAACUGCAAGUUACAGUUCUCAAAACUUUGGAAAGGCUGGCUGAAGUAGAAUUUUUAUGCAAGUGCUCCCUAGGCAAGGAAAGAACUGUAGAAGCUUCCCUAGAUUCAGCAUCACAAAAUUCCCAAAAGGGUGAUGAUUGGAGGCAUGAACCUCCAGUGAUAAUCUUACAAUACCUGAAAAAGUUUUCUGUUCUUCUUGCUAAAGCUAUUCAUCAUUCUUCUCCUUUGGCACUCAAAAUAGAAGGACUACAGUGGAUGCAUAAAUUCUGUGGAAAUGUUAUUAGCAUAUAUGAUAAUUCAAAGGCAUUAUUUUCUCCUUGUGAAGCUUUUGGCUAUGUUGAUAUUUUCCAGGAUUUGCUGUUUUCUAUUUUGGAUGCUGCUUCAGACAGGGAACAUAAAGUGAGAUCUCUUGUGGCAUCUGUACUGGAGAUGCUUCUGCAAGCAAAACUUAUCCAUCCCAUACACUUCAUAGUUACCGCUGAGACUGUCCUUGAGAAACUUGGUGAUCCAGAUACAGACAUAAAAAAUGUUUUUGUCAGGGUGCUUUCAAAUAUGCUACCAUUAACAGUAUAUCUUUGCGGUCUUAAUGAUAAUGGACUAACUACAACAUACAUACCUGGUGAUUGUAGAAUUUCUAACAGGACUAACUUGCACUGGAAGCAACUUUUUGCACUUAAGCCACUACCUCAGCAACUUCAUUCACAGCAGCUUGUUUCCAUACUCAGUUACAUUGCACAGCGAUGGAAAGUGCCUCUUUCUUCUUGGAUUCAGAGGCUUAUUUGUAGCUGCCAAAGGUCAAACAAUAUCUCUUUGACUCAGCUUGAGGAGGCAGCUGAUGUUGGCCCAAAGGGAUUAUUGUGGGAUAUCAAAGUGGAUGAAGAUACUCUUGAAAGAGCUUGCUCCGCUAAUAUCCUUGCUGGUGCAUGGUGGGCUAUACAUGAAGCUGCUAGAUAUUGUAUUACUACACGACUCCGAACGAAUCUCGGGGGUCCAACUCAAACUUUUGCUGCAUUAGAGCGCAUGCUGUUGGAUGUUGCUAAUGUGCUAGAGCUUGAUGCUGAUCAAAGUGAUGGGAGCUUAAAUAUCAUUAGCUCAUCUUAUGCUCACUUGUUGCCUAUGAGACUAUUAUUGGACUUUGUUGAGGCUUUGAAGAAAAAUGUAUACAAUGCAUAUGAAGGAUCACUUGUUUUGCCAUGUCCUUCUCGGCAGAGUUCUCUGUUCUUUAGGGCAAAUAAAAAGGUCUGUGAGGAAUGGUUUUCUCGGAUAUGUGAGCCAAUGAUGAAUGCUGGGUUAGCACUGCAUUGCCAUGAUGCUACAAUUCAUUAUUGUGCAUUGCGGUUGCAGGAGCUAAGAAAUCUUGUUGCAUUAUCCAUGAGAGACAAGUCAAGAGCCCAAGUGAAUGAAAGCCUUCACAGUAUCAGAGUUAGGUUUGCUGGAGAUAUUAUGAGAGUUUUACGACACAUUGCUUUGGCUUUAAGCAAAAACCAUGAGCCAGAGGUGUUGAUUGGUAUAAAAAAAUGGGCAACUACGGUGUUUUCUCCAUUGUUUAUUGAUGAAAACCAGACUGUAAAUGACAGAGGGACAUUGGGAUAUUUUUCUUGGAUUAGUGGGCUGGUAUAUCAGGCUAAGGGUCAGCAUGAAAAAGCUGCUGCACACUUUAUCCAUUUGUUACAGACUGAAGACUCACUUACAUUUAUGGGUUCUGAUGGUGUACAAUUUGCCAUAACACGUAUCAUUGAGAGUUAUGUGGCAGUUUCUGAUUGGAAGUCUCUUGAAUCCUGGCUGUUGGAAUUACAAACACUUCGUGCUAAGCAUGCUGGUAAAAGUUAUUCAGGUGCAUUAACCACUGCUGGCAAUGAAAUAAAUUCUAUACAGGCGUUGGCUCGUUUUGAUGAGGGUGAGCUCCAGGCGGCGUGGGCAUGCCUUGAUUUGACCCCAAAGAGUAGUAGUGAGCUAACCCUUGAUCCCAAAUUGGCAUUGCAAAGGAGUGAGCAAAUGCUCUUGCAGGCUAUGCUUCACCAAAUUGAUGGAAAGGUGGACAAGGUGUCACAUGAAUUGCAGAAGGCCAAGUCUAUGCUGGAGGAGCCAUUGUCUGUUUUACCCCUUGAUGGGCUGUCAAGGGCAGCACCAUAUGUCAACCAGUUAUACUGCCUCCUGGCAUUUGAAGAAUGCUUUAAGCUCAAAGGGGCCCAAAACCAACAUUUUCCAUCGUUGUUAAAUUCAUAUCUUCAAACAAUGCACUCCCCUAUCAACCAGAUUCAUCAGGAUUGCAAUAUAUGGCUAAAAGUUCUGCGAGUCUAUAGAGCUGCUCAUCCAACUUUGCCAUCAACUCUUAAACUUUGCAUGAAUGUGAUGAGCCUUGCCCGUAAGCAAGGAAACCUAAUGCUGGCAAAUCGUCUUGAAAAAUAUUUGAUAGACAAUAUAUCUAGCUGCCCUGAGGGUAGUAUCCGUGAUCACAUAAUUUCUAGUUUGAACUAUGAGCAAAUAUUACUAAUGUUUGCUGAAAACAAGAUUGAAGAUGCAUUUACUAGUCUAUGGUCUUUUCUGCGUCCUUGUAUGGUCUCACCUUCAGUUGUUUCUUCUGAUUGUGUUGAUAAUGCUUUGAAGGCAAAGGCAUGCUUGAAACUUUCUCAUUGGUUGAGACAAGACUAUUCAGAUGCCAGACUGGAAGAUAUAGUCCUCAAAAUGAAAGGUGACUUCUAUGCACAUGAAACUUAUUGUGGCAAAGAAGGAUCUAGCUUUAAUAAUGAUCAACUAACUUCUAAGGAAAACAUGAACCUUAUUUAUGAGGAAAUUGUGGGCACUGCUACAAAGUUGUCUUCCCGUCUGUGCCCCACCAUGGGAAAGUCAUGGAUCUCAUAUGCUUCUUGGUGUUUUACUCAAGCCAGGUCAUCUCUGCUUGUACCUGUUGAAACUGCUCUCCAAUCUUGUACCUUUUCUCCCAUUCUUACUUCUGAACUUCUACCUGGGAGGUUUGGGUUAACCAAGGAAGAGUUCUUGAAAGUGAAAGACAUCAUUUUCCAACUUCUUUGGAACAGAUCUCUUGUCAAAGAGUUGAAUGAAAAUGCUGGAGAUUUUGAUGUUUCUUUCAUAUCUUCUGAACAUAUAGAAAAUGAAGGUCUUGCUAGGCCUUUGUUGCAGCAGGUUGUAGAUAUUAUUGAGUCUGAAGCUGGAGCUUCUGGAGCAGAAGAUUUUUGUGGUGAGUGCCUUUCUGCUACUGUAACUUCUAAGUUGCAGAAGUGCUUUGCAACUGUGAAGGUACCCAUGGAAGAAGCUUCUGUGAUCUCCUUGAUUGGUGAUUUGGUUGAUAUAUGGUGGUCUUUGAGGAGGAGAAGGGUCUCUCUUUUUGGUCAUGCAGCUCAAGCUUUUAUGAACUUCCUUUCACAUGCAUCUUCUAGAAGUUUUGAUGGCCAAUUAACUGGUUUUGAUAAAGUCUCAAAGUAUAAGUCCACGAAUUAUACUCUUAAAGCCACACUAUAUGUCUUGCAUAUUCUUGUCAACUUUGGACCUGAGUUAAAAGAUACACUUGGAAUUAUGUUCUCUGCAGUUCCUCUGCUACCAUGGCAGGAAAUAACCCCUCAACUUUUUGCUCGAUUGUGCUCCCAUCCUGAACAAGUGGUUAGGAAACAAGUAGAGAGCUUAUUAGUAAUGCUGGCAAAGCUGUCUCCUUGGUCAGUAGUGUAUCCAACUCUUGUUGAUGCAAAUUCUUGUGAAAAGAAACCUCCUGAGGAGCUUCAGCGGAUACUAGCUUGUUUGAAUGAGCUAUAUCCUAGAUUAGUUCAGGAUGUCCAGAUGAUGAUUAAAGAACUUGAAAAUGUAACAGUCCUUUGGGAGGAACUUUGGCUGAGCACACUUCAAGAUCUACAUGCAGAUGUAAUGCGGCGCAUAAAUUUGUUGAAAGAAGAGGCUGCACGAAUUGCAGAAAAUGCAACUCUUAGCCAUGGAGAGAAGAGCAAGAUAAAUGCUGCCAAAUACUCAGCCAUGAUGGCUCCUAUAGUUGUUGUUUUAGAGCGUCGUUUAGCUUCUACUUCUCGGAAACCUGAAACACCUCAUGAAAUGUGGUUCCAUGAUGUAUAUAAAGAGCAAAUCAAAUCUGCCAUUUUAAAUUUCAAGAUACCUCCUGCAUCCAGUGCUGCACUAGGGGAUGUUUGGCAACCAUUUAACAACAUUGCUGCAUCAUUGGCAUCAUAUCAAAGGAAAUCAUCAAUAUCACUAGGUGAAGUUGCUCCACAGCUGGCUCUUCUCUCGUCAUCUGAUGCUCCUAUGCCUGGUCUUGAGAAACAAAUUACAAUUUCUGAAUCGGAAGAGGGUAAUACUGCUCCCAAGGGAAUUGUCAGGAUUGCUUCAUUCUCUGAUCAAAUAACUAUUUUAUCAACCAAGACGAAACCAAAAAAGCUUUUGAUUGUGGGAUCUGAUGGGGAAAAGUACAUCUAUCUACUAAAAGGGCGAGAAGAUCUGCGUCUUGAUGCCAGGAUCAUGCAGCUACUUCAAGCGAUAAAUGGCUUUCUCCAUUCGUCAUCUGUAACUUAUGGUCAGUCUGUUGGUAUUCGCUUUUACUCUGUGACUCCUAUCAGUGGCCGGGCUGGUCUAAUCCAGUGGGUUGAUAAUGUAGUAAGCAUUUAUAGUGUCUUUAAGUCAUGGCAGAACCGGGUUCAGGUGGCAGAACUUUCAGCAAUGGGUGCUAAUGCAAAACAUAUGGUUCCUCCCCCUAUCCCUAGGCCAAUGGACAUGUUUUAUGGUAAAAUCAUACCUGCACUUAAAGAGAAAGGCAUAAGGAAAGUGAUAUCAAGAAGAGACUGGCCUCAUGAGGUUAAGAGAAAAGUGCUUUUGGAUCUUAUGAAGGAGACUCCUAACCAACUUCUUUAUAAUGAGCUUUGGUGUGCAAGUGACGGAUUCAGAGCAUUCCAUUCGAAACAAAAGAGGUAUUCUGGUACUUUAGCAGCCAUGAGUAUUGUUGGUCACAUUCUUGGCUUAGGAGACCGGCAUUUGGAUAAUAUCCUUAUUGAUUUUUGUACUGGUGACAUUGUGCAUAUUGAUUACAAUGUAUGCUUUGAUAAGGGACAAAGACUAAAGAUCCCUGAAAUUGUGCCCUUCCGUUUAACUCAGACAAUUGAAGCAGCUUUAGGGCUCACUGGUGUUGAGGGUACAUUUAGAGCAAAUUGUGAAGCAGUUCUUGGUGUUUUGAAGAAGAAUAAGGACAUAAUCUUGAUGCUCUUAGAGGUCUUUGUUUGGGACCCCCUUGUAGAUUGGACACGUGGAGAUUUUCAUGAUGAUGCAGCAAUUUUUGGUGAGGAAAGGAAGGGGAUGGAGCUUGCAGUUAGCCUGAGUCUAUUUGCUUCUCGCAUGCAAGAAAUUCGUGUUCCCUUGCAGGAGCAUCAUGAUCUUUUACUGGCGAGUUUACCAGCUGUUGAAUCUGCUAUUGAGAGAUUCACAAGCAUCCUAAAUCAGUAUGAGAUCGUCUCCGCUCUUUUCUACCAUGCUGACCAAGAGAGAUCUAACCUUGUUCUACAAGAGACCUCUGUAAAGUCAAUUGUUGCUGAAGCAACUUCUAAUUCAGACAAAAUCCAAGCUUCACUUCAAAUUCAGGCUCGAGAAUUUGCACAAGCACAAGCCAUGGUUGUGGAGAAAGCUCAAGAGGCUACAACGUGGAUUGAGCAACAUGUCAGGGUCCUUGAUGCUAUCAGAAGCAGUUCAAUUCCUGAAAUCAAUGCCCAUACAACACUGACUGAUGCAGAACAAGCCCUUUCUCUGACAUCUGCUGUGUUAGUGGCUGGAGUCCCAUUGACAAUUGUUCCUGAGCCCACACUAGCACAGUGCCAAGAUAUAGAUAGGGAAGUUUCUCAGCUAGUAGCUGAGCUGGAUCAUGGACUUUCUUCAGCAAUAAGUGCUCUUCAAACAUACUCACUCGCCCUGCAAAGAAUUUUGCCACUUAAUUACCAUACAACUAAUCCGGUGCAUGGUUGGUCACAGAUCCUGCAGCUUGCUGUGAAUAAUCUUUCCUCUGACAUUUUGUCACUCAGUAGAAGACAGGCUAGCGAACUUAUUGGAAAGGUACAUGUUGACAAAUCUGAUACUCUUAAAAUCAGAUAUGAUGAGCUUUGCUUUAAAGUAGGACAAUACGCUGCGGAAAUAGGGAGACUGGAAGAAGAGUGUGCAGAAUUGGUGAAUUCAAUUGGACAAGAGACUGAAAUAAAAGCCAAGGACUGUCUUUUUUCUGCGUUCUUGAAGUAUAUGCAGUCCACUGGCCUUGAGAGGAAAGAAGAUUCUAAUAAAUUGGGAUCAUUGAAUCUUAAAGGGCCGCAAGAUGCUGGGUCACAAGAGAAGUUUGAAGUGAACAAGGAAAAACUUCUAACUGUUUUAAGUAUUGCAGUUAGUUCUCUAUAUAGUGAUGUCAAGCAUAAGUUAGUUAAAAGCAUAACUAGUUUCACAGGGACAGAGAUUCCACCUCAGUCUAAUCUGGGAGCCUUUUUUUGUGAAUUUGAAGAGCAAAUUGAAAAGUGCAUGCUUAUAGCUGGUUUUCUAAAUGAAGUACAGCAGUAUAUUGGCACAGGUUUUGACUCUGCAACCUCUUCACAUGAAGUCAACUGGGCUUCAGUUUUCAAAACCAGUCUGCUUUCUUGUAAAAGUUUGGUCAGGGAAAUGGUUGAGUAUGUUCUACCAGAGGUCAUAAGAACUGUGAUUUUGUUCAAUUCAGAAAUUUUGGAUGUGUUUGGUUCACUCUCUCAAAUCCGGGGAUCCAUUGAUACAGCACUAGAACAACUUAUUGAAGUUGAACUCGAGAGGGCUUCUUUAGUUGAGCUUGAACAGAAUUACUUUGUGAAGGUUGGUCUCAUCACUGAACAACAAUUGGCUCUUGAAGAAGCUUCCAUCAAAGGUAGAGACCAUUUAUCUUGGGAGGAGGCUGAGGAACUAGCCUCCCAAGAAGAAGCUUGCAGAGCUCAACUAGAUAAACUCCAUCGGACGUGGAACCAGAAGGACUUGCGAACCUCAUCUCUUAUGAAGAAAGAAACUAAUAUCAGAAGUGCUUUGGUGUCUUCUGAGCACCAUUUGCAAUCCCUAAUUACUACAGAAGAGGAUAGGGAACCACAUGCUCUAAGGAGCAGGGCGCUUCUGGCUGCACUAUUGCAGCCCUUUUCUGAGUUGGAAUCAGUUGAUAGAACAUUAUCUUCGCUUGGUGCACCUAUUGCAUCUAGAUCCAGUGGGAUUUCUCACCUUGCAAAUUCAAUCAAUUCAGGAAGUCUAAUAUCUGGGUAUAUUUGGAAUUUUCCAGGCAUAAUAUCUAGCAGUCAUGCUUUUUUGAUUUGGAAGAUUUCUCUGGUCGAUUCUUUUCUUGAUUCCUGUGUACAUGAUGCUGCUUUACCUGUUGCUCAAACUUUGGGAUUCGACCAACUGGUGGAUGUGGUAAAGAAAAAACUUGAACCGCAACUUCAAAAAAAUAUUGGGGAAUACCUGAGAGAGAGAGUUGCUCCUGUUCUUUUGGAAAGGCUAGAGAAAGAAAUUGAAUCACUGAAGCAUAUGACAGAGUCAAGGAAGGACUUUACUUUUGAUCAGAUUAAGAAUAAUUUUGGGGCUAUAAAAGAAGUGCAAAUCAUGCUUGAGGAGUAUUGCAAUGCACACGAAACUGUCAGAGCAGCAACAUCAGCUGUGUCUGUCAUGAAGAGGCAGGUGAAUGAAUUAAAGGAUAACCUUCUGAAGACUAGUCUGGAAAUUGUUCAGAUGGAAUGGAUGCAUGAUAUGACUGUGAAUCCAUUGCAAAACAACAGACUGAUGUCUCAUAAAUUUCUUGCAAGUAGCGACAAAUUAGUUUCAAUUCUUCUAAAUAUCAGCAGACCAAAAUUGCUUGAAAGUUUGCAAUCAUCCAUUGCAAAGAUAGCUAAAUCACUGGAGGGCAUACAGGCUUGUGAGAGAACUUUUAUCACAGCUGAAGGGCAACUAGAGAGAGCAAUGGGAUGGGCUUGUGGAGGUGCAAGUACCAGUGCAAUGGGAAAUACAUCAGCGAGGAACUCAGGAAUACCUCCAGAAUUCCAUGAGCAUCUAAUUAGGCGCCGACAGUUGUUAUCUGAAGCUCGAGAAAAGGCAUCAGAUGUGAUGAAACUUUGCAUCUCUAUAUUGGAAUUUGAAGUUUCAAGGGAUGGAUUUUUCCGGACUUCAGAAGAACUUUGUACAUCAAGGACUAAUGUAGAUGGAAGGCUCUGGGAGCAAGCUUACCUAAAUGCUAUAACAAAAUUGGAUGUUACAUUUCACUCUUUUACAAGAACCGAACAAGAAUGGAAACUUGCACAGAGCAACAUGGAGAUUGCUUCCAGUAGUUUAUUCACUGCAACUAAUGAAGUCUGCAUUGCUUCUGUCAAAGCAAAGUCGGCAUCAGGUGAUCUCCAAAAUACUCUUCUUGCCAUGAGGGAUUGUGCCUGUGAAGCAAGUGUAGCCCUUUCUGCCUUUGGAAACAUUACAAGAGGGCAUACUGCCUUGACAUCUGAAUGCGGCUCCAUGCUUGAAGAGGUCCUAGCGGUAACAGAAGGUGUGCAUGAUGUUCACAGUAUAGCAAAAGAGGCUGUGGCUUUGCACUCCUCCAUGAUGGAAGAUCUGUCUAAGGCCUGUGCCAUUUUACUUCCACUUGAAACUGUGUUAUCCAAGGAUGUUACUGCCAUGACUGAGGCUUUGGCAAAGGAGAGGGAGACAAAAACAGAGAUAUCACCAGUCCAUGGACAAGCAAUGUUCCAGUCUUACCAUUCAAGAAUAAAGGACACUUAUCAAGCAUUCAAGCCUUUGGUUCCAUCUGUCACAUCAUCUGUUGAAGGACUUCUUUCCAUGCUUACCAAUCUAGCACGAUCUGCAAGUCUACAUGCUGGAAACCUUCACAAAGCUCUUGAAGGAUUAGGAGAAAGCCAGGAAGUCAGAUCACAGGAUCUUAAUCCAUCAAAAUCUGAUAUCUUUAAUCUUGAUAACAUGUACAACAGUAAAAAUGAGAUCCCUGAAAGUGGAGAGACAGGCGAGAACUUUUUUGAUGUGAGCAGACUUUCAUUGCACGACAAAGGUUGGAUAUCUCCCCCUGAAAGCAUCACGAGUUGCAGCUCAGAUUCUUGUGUCACAUCAUCUGAGACAAGUCUUGCAGAUACUUUAAAUGGGCCAGAUAUCAUGGACCCAAUUCAUCACAGUGUUGAUGGCAGAGAGGGUAGAGAACAUUCACUUUUGUCCCCUUCAGUUGGAAUUCCUCUUCCAGAAAUGUCACCUUCUGAACAAUCAAGAUCUCAAAAUAUACAGGAAACUUCUGGGUUGAAACUAUUGCCAAAUAUUGAAACAUCCUUAUCAACCCAAGAAAGGGUUGAGGACAAUAGUGAAGCUCCAGUUACUAAUACUGAAGCUUCCUGUCGGACAAGAGGUAAAAAUCCUUAUGCUGUUUCAGUUUUGAGGCGGAUGGAGAUGAAAUUAGAUGGUCGAGAUAUUGUAGAUGACAGAGAAUUAAGUGUAGGAGAACAGGUGGAUUAUCUGCUCAAGCAGGCAACUAGCAUAGAUAAUCUUUGCAAUAUGUAUGAGGGUUGGACACCUUGGAUCUGAGGCUUUGCGUAACUCCUCUGUUCAGAAUAUUGGAAGGGAAUCUGUUUGGGACUCUUACAUGUAGGGAAAUUCAUCAAAUUGAGGCCAAUAAGCCUGCAUUUGAAACCAAGACUGCCUCACCAGGACUCAUGAGCAUGUGACUUGUGAUAAGAACAAAGUUUGGAUGAGAAAAAUCUGAGAGAGGCUUGCCAUGUUUCACGAUCUUCAUUUUACUUCCUAGCUUGCUGAUCAGAUAUAUCGGAGGCCUGGUGGUUUCUCCUGGGGUCACUUCAAAUGUAUUCCAUGAACCGGUAAUUCUCUCCCCGAAAUCAAUCAGGUGGAGUGCUCUGCUGUCACACAAGCAUGCACUAUAUAUGAAGGCAGCUACAUGGAUUAGCACAUUCUGCAUCAACACCGUUGCUGUUGCAGUGUUGCCUAUAUGUCUCUGAACUCAAACUCUUUGAUGCUUACAAACCAAUGUGCAGCGGCUCGUGGCAAUUAAGACAUUGUGUUUUCCCUGUAAGUGGCGCCUACUUGUCCAUUGCAUUACGUAAAUAAUUGACGGUGGACACAGGUCGAUACACAUUUAUGUGUAUAAAUUUCUUGUUUGCCAAAUGUAAUUAGUAUUGUUAUUUCUAUUUUUUAGUAGUUAUUUAGUUUUAAUUGCUGUGAUUCAAUAAACAUUUCUAUUCUGCAAUAUAUAUAGGACUAGGAUACAAGAUA